Sclerotinia trifoliorum is the source of this 594-nucleotide messenger RNA. Lineage: Eukaryota; Fungi; Ascomycota; Leotiomycetes; Helotiales; Sclerotiniaceae. The record is from the annotation of a GenBank genome assembly.
AUGAUUCUAGGAGCAGUCUUCUCGUUGGCUCUCCUCUCCGCUACUGUCACCGCAUCUUCAAUCCCAAUAUGCAUUAAAGACUCCAGUACCACAACCUCACUCACUAUAUCCUCUCUGUCAAAUUAUACCACCCAGUUCUGUACGGAAAUAUCUUCCAGCAAUUUUUCAUCUAAUGCCAAGAACUAUAAUACAGGUCCUACUUCGACUUCUAUCAUUUCGCUUAGCUUUACCUCCGACACAACUAGUUGUCUUGGGGAUAACUCUGCAGCUAACUGUGAGGACGUUUAUAAACUCCUUUUCUCCACUUGUAAGUUCUAACUUCUGACAUACUUCCUUUGAAGUCUUGGGCUUGAAAAUAGGAGUACUAACAAAUCCAAAGGCGGGACCAACAAUUCUACAAUCACGGGAUCGGGAUCUAUCAAUUCGGGAUGCGGUAUAUACAGCUUCCGGCUUACAAGUACGAAUCCCAAUAAUAUGAAUGCAACGAAUGCCUCAAGUAAGAGUGGAGGUGGCAAGACAAGCGGGGUUAGUUAUUGUAUGGUUACGGGCAGUGUGCUUUUAGGUGUUGCGGCCGUUUUCGGAUGGUUUUUAUAA